UUGUAUUUUGAUGAAUGGUAUUCCGUCACGAAACCGCGAUCGUUGUGCCGGUAUUUCAGAACGUACCAGCGCAAUAGCCGCGCUGUCAAAAUCAAACAAUGAUCGAAGAAAGCCAAUCUAAAACUUUUUUGGGAUUUGAUUUUAGUACUCAGAGGCUAAAGGCUGUGAUAAUUGGUGAGGAUUAUGAAGUGCGACAAGAAGCAGAUGUGGAAUUCGAUGUUGAUCUCCCUGAAUUCAGGACAUCAGGGGGUGUGGUGCGAGGAGAGCGUGGUGAGGUGACAGCACCCCCGCUGCUAUGGGUGAAGGCGUUGGACAUGGUGAUGGACAGAUUGAUAGUGGAGGGAGUGGAUUUCUCUACUGUUGAAGCUUUGUCUGGAGCAGCACAGCAACAUGGCUCAGUAUGGUGGGCAAAAGGUUCAGAAGAGCGACUACAGUCACUAUCACCAGAUGACUUCCUGCACACGCAGCUGGCGACUACCUUCAUGGCCGAUUCUCCGGUGUGGAUGGAUUCCAGCACUACAGUGGAUUGUAGAGCACUAGAAGAGGCUGUUGGUGGACCUGAGGAAUUAGCCAAAAUAACAGGCUCCCGGGCAUACGAGCGCUUCACGGGUGCGCAAAUACGCAAAAUGCACAGAACGAGACCUCGCACCUACGCGGCUACAGAGAGAAUAUCACUAGUUUCUUCCUUCGCUUGUUCCUUGUUCUUGGGGAAAAUUGCACCCAUUGACUUGUCGGAUGGGUCCGGAAUGAAUCUCUUGGAUAUUCACACUAUGGAGUGGUGUGAAAAGGCUUUGAAGGCAUGUGGUGACGAAAAGCUCAUCACCAAGCUCGGGUCUCCUGUACCCAGCGCCACAGUAGUGGGGAACAUUUCCACAUACUUUGUGAAGAGGUACGGGUUCAAACCCGACUGUAAGGUUGUUGCAUUUACGGGUGAUAACUGCUCAGCGCUGGCAGGGCUCCGCCUGCGCUCCGGCUGGGUAGGACUCAGUCUCGGAACAAGUGAUACCCUCCUCCUCGGGCUCCAAGAAGCCAAGGCCCCACCAGCUGGUCACAUCCUCGUGGGCCCUACAGAGGCCCCGUAUAUGGCCCUGCUGUGCUUUGCCAACGGGUCCCUAACUAGACAAAACCAUAGGGAUAGACUUGUAGGCCCUAGCUGGGAUGCGUUUAAUGAAUUAUUGAGGGCCACGGUUAGGGGCAAUAUGGGGUAUAUGGGUAUAUACUACGACACAGCAGAAAUAGUGCCCCGAGCAGCGUCUGGGCAGUGGACGUGGGGGGGCAGCGCGGGGCGGGGAGCUUCGCCCCAGUUCGAGGCGAGAGCCCUGCUCGAGGGGCAAGCGCUCGCGAGACGUGCGCACGCGGAGGACAUGGGGUUCGCGCUUGAUAAAUCUUCCCGCGUAGUGGCUACAGGCGGCGCGUCGGUGAACAAGGAACUGUUGCAGAUAUUUGCCGACGUGUUCAACACACCUGUAUAUGUGCAGGAACAACACGCGAACGCGGCCUUAUUAGGUGCUGCCAUUCGAGCGGCUGAGGUGUGGGGCAAAGUUACUGGAGUUAAACUUACUGGAUCUGAACCAACCAUAGCGCCAGUGGCGACACCGUACGCGGAUUCAGAAGCAAUCUACACUCCAAUGUUGAAGAGAUAUAGAGAAUAUAUAGAAACCAUUCCGAAACUACAGUAGCAUUCCGAUAUUUGUGGUCGUGACGAUAUUUUGUUAACCGAUACGAUGUCGUGACGAUCUUUAACAGCAAAACUUUGAUGUUUCAGUAAAAAUAAUAGUUUAGUGUUUUAAUGUUUUACGAAGCAAGAGAGGGGUUUUUGACAGACCAUUAAUAUAAAUUAAAGCUUUUAACGGAUUUUAAACGCGAUUUAUUCAUUAUAUUAUUGUCCCGACGUUUCGCACACUGCAGCGAGCGAGCGAGGACACGGGGAGACUCGAUAAUGUUAAUUAAUUUCUAAAUAUAUAAUACUUGCAUAAAAUCAAACACUAAAAAUAACAGACCAUUCAUAUUUUAUACAGGGUGUCCCACUGUUGGUAUACUAAGCGCGAAGGGACUUGUAAUUUUGCCUAUAGUGAUCACACAAAAAAUACUUUGUAAAAAAUAAAAAAAUUUUGCUAAAUUUUUCCUGAAAAUCCAUGUUUUCUUCUCUAGCUUCGCGCAGCCGGCAUAUACCAAGUGGUAUAUGCCGGCUAAU
Messenger RNA from Colias croceus (clouded yellow), 2194 nucleotides. RefSeq names its product xylulose kinase. Gene Ontology annotation, biological process: D-xylose metabolic process; xylulose metabolic process. Gene Ontology annotation, cellular component: cytosol. The record is from RefSeq and is a predicted model, not a curated record. The transcript is spliced from 11 exons. Lineage: Eukaryota; Metazoa; Arthropoda; Insecta; Lepidoptera; Pieridae. The coding region runs from base 99 to 1679 and encodes 526 amino acids. Gene Ontology annotation, molecular function: D-xylulokinase activity.